AUGUGGGCGCUGUUGCUGGUACUGGUGGCGACUGCGGCGUCGGCGACGGCGGCGCCCGUCUACCGGCUGCCGCUGACCGGCUCGGGCAGCGCCUCUCUGGCCUGGGCGCUCGACUACGGCGGCCGGCAGCUGCGCGCCGAGGUCCACUGCAGCGAGCCCGCCGACUGGAUGGCCGUCGGCUUCUCGGACCGCGGCGACUUCGCGCCGGCCGACUACUGUGUGAUGUGGCGCGACUGGCGAGGCCGCGUCCACAUGCAGGAUACCUGGACGGACGAGGAAGGCGCGUUUCACGUGGACGAGCAACAGGACUGCAAGAACUUCCGCUAUGUGAGCUCUCACGACGUCACCAAGUUCACUUUCUCACGAAAAUUCGACACGUGCGACGAGCAUGACUACGUCAUCGAGGAAGGCACGACGCACGUGGUGUGGGCGAGCGGACGCAGCCGGCUGUUCGCGGUGGCGGGUCUGAACGUGAGCUCCCCUGGCGUUCAGCGCGCCAUGCAGCGGGCUCAGCUGCUGCGCAACGAAGCCGCGGCGCCGCGCUUGCCGGCCGACGCCUGGCCGCUGGAGGUGCGCGCCAGCCACGUGCGGGUGCCCAGCUCCGACACCACCUACUGGUGCCACGUGCAGCGCCUGCCCCAGGAGCUGCGCCGCAAGCACCACAUUGUACAGUAUGAAGCAGUCAUUCAAGAAGGCAACGAGCCGCUAGUGCAUCACAUGGAGGUGUUCCACUGCGAGGCCCCACCGGAGGAGCAAAUCCCUGAGUAUCAAGGUUCCUGCACGGACGAGAAACGUCCGAAGUCCACCGCCGUCUGCAAAAAGGUUCUCGCCGCCUGGGCUAUGGGAGCCCUACCCUUCACCUAUCCGGAGGAAGCAGGCCUUCCGAUCGGCGGCCCAGGGUUCAAUCCAUAUGUCAUGCUGGAAGUUCAUUAUAAUAACCCGGAAUUACGUUCUGAUUGGGUUGACAGUUCUGGAGUUCGCUUACAUUUAACAUCUGAGCUGCGGCUAUUUGACGGUGGCGUAAUUGAAUUGGGUCUGGAAUACACUGACAAAAUGGCAAUCCCACCAAAGCAACCAGCUUUUACACUGUCUGGCUAUUGUAUAACUGAAUGUACAGCAGUGGGAAUUCCUCCCGAAGGAAUUACAAUAUUUGGAUCGCAGCUUCACACCCACCUCACAGGAAUCCGCGUUUAUACGAGGCACAUCCGUGAUGGUCGUGAAAUGCCCGAACUCAAUAGAGACAACCACUACAGCACACAUUUUCAGGAAAUCAGGCUCCUGAAGAGACCAGUGACUAUAUUGCCUGGAGACGCCUUAAUUACGACAUGCACGUACAACACAGAAGAUCGGGAAAACAUCACCCUCGGUGGAUUUGCAAUCAGUGAAGAGAUGUGCGUUAAUUACGUGCAUUACUAUCCAAAAGUUGACCUGGAAGUGUGCAAGAGCUCCGUCAGCUCUGAAAGCUUAAAAACAUACUUCAGAUUUUUGCACGAGUGGGAGGGCCAGCCUACUAGCCCUGACAACGGCAUUUCGUCCAACUACGGUUCAAUUGAUUGGACACCAAUAAGAGUUUCAGUACUGAACCAGCUGUAUCAAGAAUCUCCUCUAUCGAUGCAGUGUAAUCAGUCAAGCGGAGAACGAUUUCCUGGAGCAUGGGAAAAUCUUCCUGUCACACAGGUCCAGUUCCCGUUACCACCACCUUCACGACCAGCAUGCGACACUAAACAGUAGUCAUUUUGCCAAAUAUUUACUCUUAUUUCUCUUAGAUCUGCAGCAAUAAUCCAGAAAAUAUCCAUGUGUCCAACAACGCUGAAAAUAGCGAAAAUGUUAACAAGAAAGAUGUCUAUUAAACUCAAGUUAAAACUUACUGUAAAAUUAUUUGUGAGGUAAUAAAGGCA
Molecule: messenger RNA, 1898 nt
Organism: Schistocerca americana (American grasshopper)
Lineage: Eukaryota; Metazoa; Arthropoda; Insecta; Orthoptera; Acrididae
Gene: Tbh
Product: dopamine beta-hydroxylase
Exons: 9
Coding region: 1-1731 (576 amino acids)
Biological process (GO): norepinephrine biosynthetic process; dopamine catabolic process; octopamine biosynthetic process
Cellular component (GO): secretory granule membrane
Molecular function (GO): copper ion binding; dopamine beta-monooxygenase activity
Source: RefSeq, a predicted model, not a curated record